Messenger RNA from Paramacrobiotus metropolitanus, 1897 nucleotides. RefSeq names its product galactoside alpha-(1,2)-fucosyltransferase 2-like. The transcript has 4 exons. The coding region runs from base 359 to 1660 and encodes 433 amino acids. The record is from RefSeq and is a predicted model, not a curated record. Gene Ontology annotation, cellular component: membrane. Gene Ontology annotation, molecular function: galactoside 2-alpha-L-fucosyltransferase activity. NCBI's taxonomy places the organism in Eukaryota, Metazoa, Tardigrada, Eutardigrada, Parachela, Macrobiotidae. Gene Ontology annotation, biological process: carbohydrate metabolic process.
GCGACAUCCCGUCGAACCCCGGCACUCAAUAACCCGUUAAAAGUAUUAAUCCUGUGUAGGUAAUUCCUUAUCGCGAGUCAGCGAGUGUGCGUCCAAACGUCACACGAGCUGCGAUUGUACGAUGGGGAAGAAUUAACAACAAGUGUGCGCCUUCGGCAGUAUUACUAAAUAUCUUGGUGUCCCUUUGGAGAUUUUCUCUUCGUGGGCGAACAGAAUUGAGACAUGUCGGUUUAGUCGUUGGAUUUUUUUUUGUAUGAAAGUCGUUGGAUUUUUCACUGCGUAUUCUGGUAGCGCAGCCAUACUAAGGGAGUACUUUUGCAAGUUAUGCUGACAAUAAUUUGCUUUCGGCAAUAAAAUUAUGUUAUCCAAAGCGGAGAAAAUCCUAAAGAAUCAGCACAUCCCCAUCCUCCAUACAGUGCCCGGUCCGUCCACCAGGAUGGCGAGCGGGACAGCGCAGCGCAUCCUGAUCGCUGCUCUAAUAAUCCUCGUCGCCGUUGGUUAUCUCUUAUUAGCACUGCGUCUACCGACAUCCAGCUAUUUUGCGCGUCAUUUCACCUGUAUUCGAUCAACAUCACCCUGGAAGGAUACCAAUCCGAAGUGUGCGUCCACAAAAGCCACCGGCGCAGAGCCGGACGCCGACAUGGUCCGGCUGCGUGGCGACUUGCAGCGGCGCCUGUCUGGUCGGAUGGAAGCGGCUAAGCGAUACCGCCGACAGCUGCGCCAGGCCUUCCCGACGGUCUCCAACAACACGCUGACCAGCAGCGCUGCCUCCGCGGCCCGCUUCCUGACGUACAACUACCGGCCGAUCCUGGACGCGGGACUGGGCAACUUCCUGUUCCAGACGGCCACGCUGGUGGGCUGUGCGCGACAGAACCACCGCAUCCCGGUCCGCAUUGCCCACGACCCGCGGACGGACUUGUUCGAAGGAAUGGACAUGGCUUACAUUGACCCGGCGCUCCUCUUUCCCAACAAUUCGCUGGCCGCGCGGACUCUGGGCGACUUGGGUCCGGGACGAUUCACUCCCGUCUUUCACAACGUGAGUUCGCGCUUCCCCGACAGCGCCGCGGCGUUAUCCGGGUACGGCCAAUCCUGGAAGUACUUCCAUUCUGUCGGCCCCGAGAUCCGCGCGCUGUUGACCUUUAAGGAGACCAUUCAACGGGAAGCUGUCAACGCCAUCCUAGAGGGUGUGAAGAGCUUGCGCCAGCAUGGCACGCUGACUGCCGACAGUCACCGCCAGCGGCCGGUGCGCGUGGGGAUCCAUGUGCGCCGGGGCGACAUCAUCAGCAACGCCGGGUUCGCCGCUCACGGCCACGUGGCCGCCACGGAGGAGUACCUGCUGCGCAUGGCGCUGCGCAUGCAGCGCCGCUACCCGCACGCCGUCUUCUUCGUCCUCAGCAACGACCUGGACUACUGCCGGCGGCUGUUCCGCGAACCCAACGUCGUCUUCGUCGCCGGGAAGCCGGCCGCCGUGGACCUGGCCGUCCUGACCUUUAUGGACGUGCUGGUGCUGAGUGUGGGCAGCUAUGGAUGGUGGGCGGCGUACCUGAGCGACGCGCAGGAGGUCGUUUAUUUCAAGGACUGGCCGCGGAACGGCAGUGAGUUUGCGCGGGGUUUAGAAGCGGACGACUACUUCCUGCCGGCAUGGCACGCUGAUAAUUAGCCGGCUGACGGCGCAGCACCGCCCAGCACAGGUCACCAGCGACAGCAGAAUUCAACUAUGGUGCUAUUUGUCAGACCGUCUGGUUUUUUUAUUGCGUACUUCUGCGUGCUUUCAGAAAAAUGCUUCUGAUAUGGUACUCGUAAUAUUUGUUUUAUAAUUUCCAGUGAGUAGCUCUUAUUACUGAUGAAAUGAGAUCAUUGUGUAAGUAGAAUUACUGUGUUAUGCUUCGAUCAGUUU